Molecule: messenger RNA, 3176 nt
Organism: Antechinus flavipes (yellow-footed antechinus)
Lineage: Eukaryota; Metazoa; Chordata; Mammalia; Dasyuromorphia; Dasyuridae
Gene: RBKS
Product: ribokinase
Exons: 8
Coding region: 206-1342 (378 amino acids)
Biological process (GO): D-ribose metabolic process
Molecular function (GO): ribokinase activity
Source: RefSeq, a predicted model, not a curated record
UUGAAAAUCUAGGAGGGUAGGGUGGUGGGUAGUCAGCUUGCCACCUGAAAGUUCUCUUUCCCUACCCCACUUUCGACUCUCUUGAUAACCAAAUAACCUGAUAAUCUCGAAGAGGGCCCGAUAUGAGAGGAAAGAACAGGCAUAGGGGAGGAAACCCUUACGGAAGAGUAAUAGUAGAGCUGGAGGAAUAAUUUGUAUCAGGCACAUGGAAAGAUACCCGCCGAGUGGCUGGAUUAGGGGAGGGAAGGGGAAGGGAGAAGAGGGGGAGGGGAAAGGUCCUCGUCUCGUUGUCCAGGAGGGGAGGGACGCGGUGUACCCAACUCAAGGUAGAGGGCAAAGGGCAAAGUUCAGCGCGAAUUCGCAGGCCCGACUCGUGCUCACUAUGGCAGCCUCCGCAGCGGGGCUACAGCCAGACUCGACCGUGGUGGUGGUAGGCUCCUGUAUGACCGACCUGGUCAGCCUUACAUCACGUCUGCCCAAAACUGGAGAAACCAUCCAUGGACAUAAGUUUUUUAUUGGCUUUGGAGGAAAAGGUGCCAACCAGUGUGUGCAAGCAGCCCGGCUUGGAGCCAAGACUUCCAUAGUGUGCAAGGUUGGCAAAGAUUCUUUUGGCAGUGAUUAUAUAGAAAACUUAAAACGAAAUGGUAUUUCUACAGAAUUUAUGUUUCAGACCAAAGAUGCUUCUACAGGAGCUGCUUCAAUAAUUGUCAAUAAUGAAGGACAGAAUAUUAUCGUCGUCGUGGCCGGAGCAAACUUGCUGUUGAAUUCUGAUGACCUGAGGAAGGCAGCUGAUAUCAUUAGCAGAGCCAAAGUAAUUAUCUGCCAGCUAGAAAUAUCUCCAGCUACUUCUCUAGAAGCCCUGACAAUGGCCCACAAAAGCGGAGUGAAGACCCUGUUUAAUCCUGCCCCUGCCACAGCUGACCUUGAUGCACAGUUCUAUACUAUGUCGGAUAUUUUCUGCUGCAAUGAAAGUGAGGCUGAAAUUUUAACUGGGCUUACAAUUAGUAGCCCUGCAGCAGCUGGAAAGGCUGGAUCAGUGCUGAUCGAAAGGGGUUGCAAGAUAGUAAUCAUUACCCUAGGUGCUGAAGGAUGUGUGUUUGUAUCAGCCGAAGAACCUGGCCCAAAGCAUAUUCCCACACAGAAGGUCAUCAAACCUGUGGAUACUACGGGGGCUGGAGAUAGUUUUGUGGGAGCAUUGGCCUUCUACCUGGCUUAUUAUCCUAACCUGCCUAUGGAAGAAAUGAUCAAGAGAGCCAGCUUCAUUGCAUCAGUCAGCGUCCAGUCUUCAGGAACCCAGACUUCUUUCCCUUACAAAAAGGACCUGCCACUUAAUCUGUUUUGAUUAAGAUAAGGCUUAUGUGCAUGCAGUUAAUGUGAACUUCAUGAAGGCAGAGAAUUCAAGUACCUUGUACACUAUAACCUUGUAUUACAUACAAGGAUGUUCUCCCACCAUGCACAGGGUACCUGCUCUCUGUUGUUUAUACAGUAAUGAUGACUGAUUUCUCUUACAUAAUUUUGCAAAGCAACUGGCCAAGAUUAGGAGUGCAGCCCAAGGUUAGGCUGGGGUUUUGCAAGGAACUACAAUUUCAUCACUAUUUGAAAAACAAUUAAAAGACAUAUCCUAAUGACAGUGGAUUGGUAGCAUCACACAUGUCCUAUACUGCCUUGCAUAUAGUCAGCACUCAAUAAAUGUUCAGUGAUUGAAUGGAAUGAGUAAAUGAAUAAGUGAACAAUUGUUUGAGGUUCCUAAAUUUAAAUCUAAAAAAACAAUAGAUCCCCUGCAUAUACUUUCCAAACAGGCUCAGCAGGGGACAUCGAAUGAACAAGCUGUUUGGCCCAAGUCUUAAUCAUACAAAUAGUCAAUUCCUUCUGAAACUUCAACACUAUUUGAGCCUGCUUUGGAAACAGAACUUGGGACAGGGCUCUAGCAAAUGGCCACUCGGUACCUUUCCAUCUCUAGUUGUUUUCCAUCUGAAGCCAAAGUACAGAUUUUAACCGUCCCACAAGCUAGCCUGUGCCUGCCAAAGGACUAGGAUUCUGAAACAACAUUUACAGCUAGUGUCAUUUCUUCUCUCACCACUGCUAGUCCCGAGAUUCUCAGUCUCAGAGAUGGAAACUACCUAAUACUUGAGUGGGAACGGUUCCUUUUUAGUUUGUUUCCCAUUGGAGAUUUCCUUAUAGCCAGGCAUUUAGGGAGAAGUGGAUUUGUAAGAAAUGGCUAAGGAGAAUGGGAGGUACUUCUUUGAAAAGGGCAGGAUUUCUCCUCCAGAAGAUGGGACCCAAGCCUCAUUUGACACAUACUGAACAGGUAAACAGGGUCACAGAGUAUUGAGCUGAAACAGGUGAUUUACUAAUUCAGCUGCCUCUGUGAGGGAGUCACCCAAGUCACAAAGCUGCAGCUGAUGGAGCAAGGUCAAAGCCACAUCUUCUGCCUCGUAAGCCCACUACCUUCAUACACUGUUUUCUAGUCCUGGUGCUGCCAACUGCCAGCUGUGUGACACAGGGCAAUUUUCCUAACUUCUUUGAGCAUUUUUCAUCAAGAAUUUGGGCUAAAUGAUGGUUUCCUUCACUUGUAAGAUUCUACAAUGCUAAGCUAGUUGCUGCAACAUGUGAAGGCACUAGACCACCCUCUUACUCCUACUGUGUGAUCACAAAACUUCUUCAAAAUAAAUAGCUCUCCCUAAUACACAGGCCGAAUUCAGUUUUCUAAGGUAUUAGUAUGAGUGAGUGACACUAUCUGUGCUAAAAAUAAGAAGACUUCUUUAAGUGAUCUGGGCUUAAGAAGGCUGGCUAACUUCAAUGAUUUUUCUAAUUACCUAAGUACAAAAGGGGUUCUCUGCGGGGUUUUGGCAUUCUAAAUCCUCCCUAUUGGGGUUCCCUAUUUUUCCUUUUCAUUUCUGCUUUUACCUUGGCACUUGUUGCAGGAUCAUUCUGAAAAGUUAAUUAUUGCUCUUCUCUGGGGUAAAAAGUGGGGCUAGAAAUUCUUGCAUCAGAAGCUCUGUCAUGGAAAUUUUUCAUUUCUUGUUAUUAUGAAACAAUGGUCAUUUUUAGAAAAUCAUACUGUUAAAAAAUCAGUGGAAAAAAUCAUUAAGAGACAAUAGUACUAGCUAUUUUAAUAUUUUUUUAUUGAAGGCUGUAAAAAUAACCCGAAAGAUAAAUAAAUGUUGAUGCAAUGA